Mus musculus (house mouse) is the source of this 6147-nucleotide messenger RNA. RefSeq names its product absent in melanoma 2 (gene Aim2). The transcript has 15 exons. Lineage: Eukaryota; Metazoa; Chordata; Mammalia; Rodentia; Muridae. Bases 4061 to 5125 code for a protein of 354 amino acids. Gene Ontology annotation, molecular function: cysteine-type endopeptidase activator activity; identical protein binding; pattern recognition receptor activity. Gene Ontology annotation, cellular component: nucleoplasm; canonical inflammasome complex; nucleus. Gene Ontology annotation, biological process: pyroptosome complex assembly; tumor necrosis factor-mediated signaling pathway; AIM2 inflammasome complex assembly. The record is from RefSeq and is a predicted model, not a curated record.
UCUACUAACACAACAGCAGGUUUAAACACACGAGAAUGUAUUUCCACAGUUAAUUCUUUCACUAAACCUAUAAAAAGUGGUGAUGUCAUCACUCCUGUUUUGCCAUGUGGAAGCAGAAUGAAAUGACUUGCCCAAAGCCAUACAAAUUAAAUAGAGACUAGAAAUGAAAUGCAUGAUUUCAAAUCCAAUGCUCUUUGUUCCAAGGCGAGACCCUCCUCACUGAAGAAAGAUCACAUUAGGGGCUAGAAGUCGUGCUAUAACUAUAACUAUCCCGAGCGUAAGCUUCUAUGUAAGCUCAGAUUCUCUUAAGUUUUCAAGCUAGACUCCCAGGCUCUCACUGACUCUCACUGAGUCACUGAGUCUGUGCCUUUCUCGGAUGUCACCAAACCUUGUCACCCAGGCAAUGGUCACGACUUCUCUUAGAACUAUAUCCAUUUUUUUACUGUGUUGUGAAAUACAGCGGUGUCUGGGGUUCACAGCCCUAACCCAAUCCGAGAGAGCAGAGGGACAAAGAACCCAGCUAAGCACCUUCUCAAGAUCUCCCGCCACAGAGCCCUAGAGUAGCCAAUCACAUCGCAAAAUUUCAGUGAGAUCAUCAGCUGCUGAGCAGACUGGAAUUGUUUCUUCUCUUGGGACAGCAGUGCAGGGAGAAGUUUGUCAGUGGUCCCAGCAUGCACAACAGUUAUAUGUGUUGGAGUGUGCUGUGUCAAUAUCAAGUAGGAAACAGGAUUGACUUUCCUGGAGCACGGGAUGCUGGAGGGACAGGGAGAAGCCAGGCAAUUGCAUCUGAGAGAGCAGAGCCCACCUCCCUAUGGGAUGAAUAUUAUUAGGAUGUGCCAAAUGACAGUGAAAAUCUUUGUGAGGCGGAUGGUUUGAACUCUCAGGACAUACACCAGUCCCUGAGUUGAGAACUAAGGCUGCUUUGGAGAGAAGAAAAUCCCCUGAGAAUCACAACCUGCCUGCUUCCUGUCCUGCCUGCUUCCUGUCCUGUCUGCCGCCAUGCUUCCUUAACUAGCUGCUAGGUUUUUUCCUUGUCGUGAUGAAAUCCACCCUCAUGGACCUACACUACCGAACUGGACUGCUGGUAUAUUCAUGAAGUGCUUAUGAGUGGAUCGAGCAGCCCCUAUGGAUUCCUGUGAACAGAACUGCUGAUUUACUAACAACGCAGAUGGAAGUUGCUUCAAAGAACAACUUCUGAACAGAGAAAAGUAAGAAACCUCGAAUCGUUUAUGCAAUCCUGAAGAAUGAGAAGUUUGGAGGACUGACAUUACCCAGCUUCAAGACUAACAAUGGGGCUGCAGAAACUGAGACAGUGUGACCGUGGUGGGAGAAUGCACACUUACAAAGCUGGGCAUGUGUGCUGCGCUAGCAGAGGACCCUGGUUGUGUUCCCAGCACUCACAUCCAUCUGUCACUCCAGUUCCAGGAUAUUCAAUGCCCUCUUCUGGUUCCCACAGUUCCUGAAUAUAUGAGGCACCUUACCAAAGGGAAUAGAUGAAUGUCAGACAACUAAGUGAAGAGAUGCUUUGUCUCAUGUGUCAUUAGCAAUGGCAUAAAGCAUAAGCAAGGACGUCACACCCUCCUUUCCCAUCUGGCUGCAAUCCAGAGCUCUGACAGUACCAUGUACUAGCAAGGUCAUGAACCAACAGGAACACUAGCUCGCUGCUGGAGGAAAUGCAAGGUGGAACAAUGUUGGUGGGUAGCUACUCAACACAUAGAACCUUCUCACAUUUGAUCUGUCACAGUAAGCAUGCGUAUCAUCAUUGUUGAUGCCUUGUAUUAGAAACGAGAUCUUCACAUCAACAGCUCUGAAUUUGGGCUUAAGAGUCUUGAGGUAUUGUUGCCCAUUCUGUGAAUAAUACAAAGGCAGUGGGAACAAGACAGUACAGAGGACUUGAUUCAGGAGACUUGAGGUCUGGCCGCAUAGUCAUCCUUUAGAAGCUGGGUGGCGUCAGGUAAGUCAUUGUGCCUCAAAUCCCAAAUUGAACCAACAAUUACUGCAGAGCUGGUGUUUUCCAGGUAUGCCGUAAAGGGCACUUUCACAUAGUGUAACAGCCCUCCCUGUUUAGAAAGAGGCCAGCCUAUCAUAUAUGUCUUUCUUAACCCUUUCCAUCUCUCAGGCUCCCUGUGCGAGCACUUGGCAUAUGCAUUCUGCGAGGCAUAGCACUGUACUCUCAGAUUGCAGCUGCACCUCUUGCUGGCCCUGAGGAUUGGAGUGCAUUUCCUUCGCUGAUAAUCCACCCUCUACCCAGCACCUCACUGUGGCUGUAUUUCCUGGUCCUUUCAGUUGAACCCAGAACCUCCCACAUAGGAGUCAAGGGCUCUACUGCUGAGAUUCAUUUUCGUCUCAACCAAUAGUUUACAACUUUUUUUUGAAGACUUAUUCUAUAGUAAAAUGAAAAAUUGUAUGUAAAUAAGAUAAACAACCUUUGGAGGAAUCAAUGUCUUAAUUUUUCAUAUAAAGUGUGAUUAACUGUGAUUAUGUUUUUAUCGAAGAUGGGUGUAGAAAGAUUAAAAUUUCACACAGACCAGCAGAAAGCAUGCUGAGGUGAUUAGCAUCCUCCACAUACUAAGUCAGAGGAGAUUUCCUACUUCCCGUUUGUCGAAGGGACUGGUGCCCUGGUGCAGACUCCUCGCUGUGGCUAUUCUGGGUGUAUUGUAUGUCUUAAGUUGGAAAGGGUGCUUAUGGUAGUUUUGGGCUUUGAAUAUGAGCACCACCCACGUAAGCAGAGAUACUCUGAUCUCUUCCUUACCUGCCCAGUUUUUACCGAGAGUGGCAAGGUCUCAUUAACUGUAGUCUAUAGAGCUCAUUGAAAUAGUCUGCAGUGGUGGGAAAUGUGAGGGUCUUUGACCUGUUGUUUUCUUCUCAUGAAUCCCCCUGUUCUGGUCUUAUUUCUUCUACCUUGUUCACUGCAAAGUAACAGACUACUAGCAGUGUUAAUGAUAUUGUUACACAACGUCAUCACAUACUGAAGCACACUGCUUGUUCAUCUCUUUUCACCACUCUUCACCUAGGCAGUUGACAAUUUCUCACAGAUAUGUGGUUUUCUUCACAUAUUUGAAAACAAGGCGUUUAUUCAUCAUAGACACUGGAGGCGGUACAAUCCCAAUUUGGACCUUUUUGUUGAUGUUUGCAUUGUUUGUAUUUUCAUGCAGAAUUUUAGACUAUGUUUUCGAUGAAAUUUAAUAACUCUUGCCUCCCUAACAUGUCCUUUAUGUAUAUUGUUUAGGAAGUUUUCCUUUUUCUCAAUGUAAAGUGAAGAAAAAAAAUCCAGUGUUUCUCAACUGUACUGCUAUUCCUAUUUAGCUAUUGUAUCUAGGUGAGUAUUUAUUUUUCUGUGAUAUAAGAUAAAGAUCAAUUAUUAUCAUCUCCCACAUAAUUUUUCUGAAUACUGUUCUUUGCUGAUAAUUCUUUCUUUCAGAUUUAUUCAUACUGUUUAUGUGCCAUGUUUUUUGUAUAUGUGGUUCUGAUUUUAUUCUGACAUUUUUCUGCUUACCAUUUGACUUCCCUAAUUAUUAAGUCUUUAAAAGCAUUUAUAGGUAGUCGGCAGAGUGUUACUUGGUGAAUAUUUUAACAUAUUUGGUAUCUUUUUGUCCUUAGCUUUGCAUGCAGAUGUAGAAUUAUCCUUACAUGAUUUCUCUGAGAUUUUGCAUGUAGUUUGUCUAUUAAUUGACAAAUUGACAUCUUCUUUUUAUUGAAUGUUCCCAUUCAGAAUAUCACAUACAUCCUAAAUUAAGAGAGAGAUAAAUUAAGGAACAAGGGAAAGAAUCCUUAAAUAGACCAACUCAUAUAUGGGAAAGUGAAUUUUUUUGGAAAACAAAGAAGACAUGGUCUUCUCCAUACAAUCACGGAAAAUUUUUGCCACGUGCACAAAAGGAUCUUUGUAUAGUUUUAUACCAUAUACAAAAGAAUCCAGAAUAGGUCAUAGAUAUACAAGUUAAACCUUUUAAGUCUCUAGAGAAGAAUACAGGAGAAAAAUCUUCUGAUCUUGAAUUUGAAGAGAUGGGACAGCAAAAUAUGGUCCUCAAGUGAAUGAACUGGCUGAUCCUGGGACUGUGAGAUGGAGAGUGAGUACCGGGAAAUGCUGUUGUUGACCGGCCUGGACCACAUCACGGAGGAAGAACUGAAACGGUUCAAGUACUUUGCUUUGACUGAGUUUCAGAUUGCCAGGAGCACACUCGACGUGGCAGAUAGGACAGAGUUAGCUGACCACCUGAUUCAAAGUGCAGGUGCGGCGUCUGCAGUGACCAAGGCCAUUAAUAUUUUCCAGAAGUUGAAUUAUAUGCAUAUUGCAAAUGCUCUUGAAGAGAAAAAGAAAGAAGCUGAACGUAAACUCAUGACCAAUACAAAGAAGAGAGGAACACAGAAGGUAGAAAAUAGAAGUCAAGCUGAAAACUGCUCUGCUGCCUCUGCCACCCGCAGUGACAAUGACUUUAAGGAACAGGCUGCUACAGAAGUCUGUCCUCAAGCUAAGCCUCAGAAGAAACAGAUGGUGGCAGAACAGGAAGCCAUCAGAGAAGAUUUACAGAAAGAUCCACUUGUUGUCACGGUGCUGAAAGCUAUAAAUCCCUUUGAGUGUGAGACUCAGGAAGGAAGACAAGAGAUAUUUCAUGCAACAGUGGCCACGGAGACAGAUUUUUUCUUUGUAAAAGUUUUAAACGCACAGUUUAAAGAUAAAUUUAUCCCAAAGAGGACAAUUAAAAUAUCAAACUACCUUUGGCACAGUAACUUCAUGGAGGUCACCAGUUCCUCAGUUGUGGUUGAUGUUGAAUCUAACCACGAAGUCCCAAAUAACGUUGUUAAGAGAGCCAGGGAAACUCCCAGGAUUAGUAAACUGAAGAUUCAGCCAUGUGGAACAAUUGUGAAUGGGCUGUUUAAAGUCCAGAAGAUAACAGAGGAAAAAGAUAGAGUACUGUAUGGUAUACAUGAUAAAACAGGGACAAUGGAGGUGUUGGUGCUGGGAAACCCAAGCAAAACAAAGUGCGAGGAAGGAGACAAGAUUAGACUCACGUUCUUUGAGGUGUCAAAAAAUGGAGUGAAAAUUCAGUUGAAAUCUGGACCUUGUAGCUUUUUUAAGGUUAUUAAGGCUGCAAAGCCAAAAACUGACAUGAAAAGUGUGGAGUGAAGUCACCUCAUUUGAAAAACCUUUUCCUGAAGAAUCCUGAUGCUGCUCCUUGAACUAGACUGAACUACCUGAGGAUAGCAUUUUACAACCUCAUCAUCAUAUUGUAUUACUUAGAAAAGGACAAAUACUCAAAAAACAUCUGAAAAAUAUAUGUAAACUUAUUAUUAAUUAAGUUAUUAAGACUGCCCAACCUGGGGAUCCAUCCUAUAUACAACCACCAAACCCAGACACUAUUGCAUAUGCCAGCAAGAUUUUGCUGACAGGAUCCUGAUAUAGCUCUCUCUUGUGAGGCUCUGCCAGUGACUGACAAGUACAGAAGCAGAUGCUCACAGUCAUCUAUUGGAUGGAACACAGGGCCCCUAAUAAAGGAGCUAGAGAAAGUACCCAAGCAGCAAGUGGUCUGCAACGCUAUAGGAGGAACAACAACAUGAACUAACCAGUACCCCCCAGAACUGUGUCUCCAGUUGCAUAUGUAGCAGAAGAUGGCCUGGCCGGUCAUCAAUGGGAGGAGAGGCCCUUGGUCUUGCAAAGAUCAUAUGCCCCAGUACAGGGGAAUGCCAGGGCCAGGCAGCAGGAGUGGAUGUGGGUGGGUUGGGGAGUGUGUGUGGGGGGUGUUAUAGGGGACUUUCGGGAUAGCAUUUGAAAUGUAAAUGAAGAAAAUAUCUAAUAAAAUUGUUGCUUUGUCUAAGGUUUGAGAUAUCAUUCUUCUCUACAUAGACACUGAGGGUAUAAGUAUGGCGGGAUUGCAGAUGUGACAGCAGGGCCUUGUCGGAGAGACGCCUGUGGGUGAUAGAGAAGAUUGGUGAUAUAUAAUUUUUUAAUUUAAAAAUUUUAAAUUUCCUUUUGGGGAGGAGGUUACAGGUGGAGGAGGGUGGGUAUGAUAGUACUAAGAAAUCAGUGAUAUUGGGGUAUGUGAUGUGAAAUUCCCUAGCACUCAAUAAAAGAAUUAUGUUUUUAAAAAGAAAGAUUGUUGAUAAAUAAAUAAAUAUGAUUUUACUCAUGAUUCAGAAAGUUAGAAAAAA